CAAACGGAUCCAGAAAUUGGUGGCAACAAAGAUGACGGACCGAGUCUCUGUGGCUUCUUCAAAACGUUUUAAAUUUGUCUUUUUUUUAAAACCUAGAAACGGAAAUUAAGUUUGGAGCGACUGAGUGUUAUCUGACGUCAGAAUUCAAGCCUUGUUAGAAGCUUGGGCGAUCACUGCUAUGCUAGGAUGUCACGCCCCGCAAUAGAGAAGAUAAUUAACGCCAUCAACGAAGAAAGAGCCAAAAAGUGCUUAUAACGACCAGAGAGUUGAAGUUUUCCAACAACAUUUAGAGGCUUAUCCUGAUCCCUUAUACCUGCCUUGCUGAGAAUUUGGCCGACGCUAUGGAGCAUCUUCAACAAAGAAGCGCCAAGAUUUUUAGCUCAAAGAAGGCACUUGACUUCAAAUUAGAAGAGAUAGAAGAAUGCGAAAGUCCAAUUAAGAAACUGGAUAAACAAAAUAACCACUUUUUCACAGAGAAUAAUGACUUAAAAGACGUGUGUUUAGAAAAGAACAUCCUGCUUGCUGGACCACGUUCCUACAAUCAUUCGCAGAGGAUUGGAGACGUCCAACAGCUGAUUGGUCACCCAGAUGAACUUCCCCCUCAGGCCAUGGGAGAUAGCUCCACUUUAAAACUAGAGGCUCCACAGUCACCGCAUGUUAAAGAAGAGGAGAACAUCUGGAUCAUUAAGGAGGGAGAAGGUCUUCCAGGGCCGGUGGAAGCUGAUCCCGCCAAGUUGCCACUAAAUGUCGUUUGUGUGAAGAUUGAAGAUGAUGAAGAGGAACCAGAAGCAGACAACCUCUUUGCUCCACUAUCAGACAGUGAGGCUGAAGACAGGGUUGAAGAAGCUUUGAGCAGCGAUACAGACUGUGAAGGUAAAAUGAAUAGUCACACUGACAACAAACACUCUAAAUGUUCUAAAAAGAAGACUGAUAAAAAACCUUUGAGCUGCUCAAUCUGUGCUAAAACAUUUACUUUUAAGAGUAAUUUGACUCAACACAUGAAAACACACACAGGAGAUAAGACAUUUAUUUGUUCUGUUUGUGGUAAAAACUUCAGUCUUAAGUGCAAUUUGACUCAACACAUGAGAUUACACACUGGAGAAAAACCAUUUAGUUGUUCUGUUUGCGGUAAAAGUUUUCCUCAAAAGAGACAGUUGACUGAACAUGUAAGAACGCACACGGGAGAAAAACCUUGUAAUUGUACGGUUUGUGGGAAAAGAUUUUCUCAAAACUGCAAUUUGAUUAAACACAUGAGAACGCACACAGGUGAAAAACCAUUUAAUUGUUUAGUUUGUGGUAAAAGUUUUUCUCAAAAGAACAAUUUGUCCGAACACAUGAAAACACACACAGGAGAAAAACCAUUUAAAUGUUCAGUUUGUGGUAAAGGAUUUACUCUUAAGCAACCCUUGACUGUUCACAUGAGAACACACACCGGACAAAAACCAUUUAAUUGCUCAGUUUGCAGUAAAAGCUUUUUUUCAAGACCAGGUUUGACCCAUCACAUAAUGAAACACACGGAGAGAAAACAAAUCAGUUUGUGGUAAAAGCUUUUUUGAAAGGAACAUUUUGUUUUAUCACAGGAGGAAAAUCUAUAUUGAUUAAUUGUAUAGCCCUAAUAAAAAUAAUAAUAAUAAAAAUAAUAAUAAUAGAAGAGUACAUCAAUUACCAUAAAACAGUGUUUUUGUAGUUGUUGUGACGGUGUAGUAUAAUAAUGUUGUAUAUAUACACGAAGUGUAAGUUACAAGAUAUCCUCUUUUUCAACCUAUAGAUACAACACAUUGCACUGACACACACAUUGCAUUAAGUAGACAAUUACUAUUAUGUCUUUUUGAGACUUAAAAAAAAAUUUUUUUUGUAAAUAUCUGCUAAAAGCCUUUGCAAAAUAAGAGCACCUUAAAAGUGGCCUUCAUUCUGUCAGGUGAUAAACACAAUGCAUAUACCCUGUGGUUUUAUCUAUGCACUCACACAAAUAUAUCAUUAUUAAUGAUGUACAGGCCUGUAGAGAAAGUGAUGGAGGAGAAUGUGUGAACACAAGUUAAAGUAAGUUUCACUUUCAGUUUGAAGUUACAUUAAAAAUGGUGGGGGCUACAAAGAAAGAAGAUGUAAAAUGUAGCCAUCUUUAGAGACACUGCUUCGACCUACUGAUAGGAUUGUUCACUCUCUCUCCAGUUCUGCUAUCUCUGUUGUUUGCAUUUACUCCUAUUUUGUGGAAUAAAUUGUUAAACUUC
Messenger RNA from Nerophis ophidion (straightnose pipefish), 2228 nucleotides. RefSeq names its product zinc finger protein OZF-like. NCBI's taxonomy places the organism in Eukaryota, Metazoa, Chordata, Actinopteri, Syngnathiformes, Syngnathidae. The record is from RefSeq and is a predicted model, not a curated record. The transcript has 2 exons. The coding region runs from base 342 to 1544 and encodes 400 amino acids.